UCUCCUCUUAAUUAUUUGUUGGUUUGUAUCAAAUGAUAUGGCCACAGUCACAGCAAAAUCCACCCAAAGUCGAAGACGAUAAUCUCCAAGUUACACUCCCUCGUUUCCUCCGUCCCCUUAAUUGUCUUGUUUCUGUCUACUUAUAUAACACCCCAUUUUAAGUUCUUCUUACUUUUAUGUCUCACUUCACAAUAUAACAUUAAACACACUAAGUUUCUUUUUGUUUUUUUUUUUUUGGUUGCAACGAGAAUAAUGUCUUUCACUGCAACCAAGUUUGCACACCCUCCUCUUUCUAUCAGUUCCAAUACACCCAGAUCCAAUGAAAAGCCUCUCUCUUUCUCCUUUGAUCUCUCCAGAGCCAACCCCUCUUCCUCUUUCCUUGGAUCCACUCAAAAGCUUCUUCGCUUCAAUGCUUUAACUAAGCCUCUCGCUCAACGACGUUCAUCAUCAUCCCCUGUUGUUGCUGUUCUUCUCAACCCAACCUCCAAUCUGCUUAUUACUAAAGAGGAAGGGUUGGAGCUCUAUGAAGACAUGGUAUUGGGGAGGUCCUUUGAAGAUAAGUGUGCUGAGAUGUAUUAUAGGGGGAAAAUGUUUGGUUUUGUUCACUUGUACAAUGGCCAAGAAGCUGUGUCAACUGGAUUCAUCAAGCUUCUGAAGAAAGAAGAUUAUGUAGUGAGCACCUAUAGAGACCAUGUUCAUGCACUGAGUAAGGGGGUCCCCUCUCGGGCUGUGAUGAGUGAACUCUUUGGGAAGGCGACGGGAUGCUGCCGAGGUCAGGGCGGUUCAAUGCAUAUGUUUUCAAAAGAGCACAAUGUGCUUGGCGGGUUUGCAUUCAUCGGUGAAGGAAUUCCAGUGGCCACUGGGGCAGCAUUUUCUAGUAAGUACAGAAGAGAGGUAUUGAAUGAGGCAGAUGCUGAUCAAGUGACACUGGCAUUUUUUGGAGAUGGGACUUGUAAUAAUGGGCAGUUCUUUGAAUGCCUAAACAUGGCAGCUUUGUGGAAAUUGCCAAUUGUGUUUGUGGUGGAAAACAAUUUGUGGGCUAUUGGGAUGUCACAUCUCAGGGCAACUUCAGAUCCUCAGAUAUGGAAGAAAGGGCCAGCAUUUGGAAUGCCUGGAGUUCAUGUGGAUGGGAUGGACGUUUUGAAGGUCAGAGAGGUCGCAAAGGAGGCAAUUGGAAGGGCUAGAAGAGGAGAAGGACCAACUUUAGUCGAAUGUGAGACGUAUAGAUUUAGAGGACAUUCAUUGGCUGAUCCUGAUGAGCUUCGUGACCCUGCUGAGAAGGAACACUAUGCUGGUAGGGAUCCCGUCACUGCAUUGAAGCAAUACAUAAUUGAGAACAAGUUAGCCAGUGAACAGGAAUUGAAGAGCAUAGAGAAGAAAAUCGAUGAGGUCCUUGAGGAUGCUGUUGAGUUUGCAGAUAAGAGCCCUCAUCCACCCCGUAGCCAGCUUCUAGAGAAUGUGUUUGCUGAUCCAAAAGGUUUUGGAAUUGGACCAGAUGGAAGGUAUAGAUGUGAGGAUCCAAAAUUCACUCAAGGCACUGCUCAUGUCUAAAUCUUUUCUAAUCUAUCUGCUUCCCACUUUCAGUUUUGUAUGAAUGUUCUUAUUCAUAUGUUUAUUAGUGAUCAAAUGUUACUCACAGAAUGCGUUACAUUACAUUGUCUAAUAUAAACAGGAUUUGUUCUUUAGUUUGGAAAUUUGUUUUUUUUUUCGUGUCUUAUAUUUAUCAGUGUGGAACUAGUGUCAGGAAUGACAAUCUCCAAAGUUUGAUUAAGACCUCUAUGAACAGUGUAAAAUAAAUUUUUUGUUU
Messenger RNA from Gastrolobium bilobum, 1807 nucleotides. RefSeq names its product pyruvate dehydrogenase E1 component subunit alpha-3, chloroplastic-like. Gene Ontology annotation, cellular component: intracellular membrane-bounded organelle. The transcript is spliced from 3 exons. The record is from RefSeq and is a predicted model, not a curated record. The coding region runs from base 253 to 1551 and encodes 432 amino acids. Gene Ontology annotation, biological process: pyruvate decarboxylation to acetyl-CoA. Lineage: Eukaryota; Viridiplantae; Streptophyta; Magnoliopsida; Fabales; Fabaceae. Gene Ontology annotation, molecular function: pyruvate dehydrogenase (acetyl-transferring) activity.